UCCCAGCCGUUAUAACCACAUGACUAGGUCAAUAACUGUUCACACUCCUUUCUUGCUCUGAGUUCCACUCAAACUUCUGCCGUGUAGAGUAAUAUGUCUAUGUAAAUUGACCACUACAUUAGUACAUAUCUAAUCUUUAAAGUCCAUAUGUCCUGCUGCACCAGGCCAAUGGAUAUUAUUCUCCGACUUGGAUGUACGAUGACAAGCUUUAAGCCUGGUCAGCAAGGAGUAGGGAAGGUUGGAUAUAUAUGGUUUUGUCCUGAGGCAGUCGUCAGAGGUCACAGACAGACUCCAGCAGUAAAAUCCAUCACAGAAACUAAUCCUAAUGGUCGAUUUUGGCUAAAAUUGGACGGAACUGAUGUGAAAGAGUCCUUACAACAUUCUGUAAAAAAUAUUUGGAAUGGGGAUGUUGACCUAAAUGAUGGGCAGCUUGAAUUAUUACGAGACGAAUACCAAUCUAGACUUGACUGGAUAAACUCCAUACAAUCGACCACCGAAGAAGACCUAAAAACUAGUUCAGAAACAGGCUUGGUAAAUUUAGAACUGGAUGAGAAAUUUCUUCAAGAUGCUUUUAAAAAGGCCACAAAUGAUUUUAGAAAGAAAAUGAAUCAGAAAAAUGCAAAUUCAGAAACACUCAAAGGCCUGAACUGGGAAGUUGUGGAAUGCAACACUCUGCUGCAGCAGUGUUUGGAAUUUAUAUCCAAGCUUAAAAGUGAUUCAGACUCCAGAGCUAAUAUUAAGUCCAUAAGUCAGGAAUAUCCAAUAUAUUUAAAGAACUUAUUCAAGAAGAAGAGGACAGCAGCAACCCACAUACUUGUUAUUGCCAUUUCUGAUGAGCAGAGGAACAUAAAGCCAUAUGCACUUCCAAUCCAGUAUUUACCCUACAAAUCUCUGAGAGACCAGUAUGUUAGAGACAUAACAGAACCUAUUAAAAUUGCUUUAACACUGACUGGAAUUAAUGUUGUUGGUCUUGUAGAGGUCGUCAGAAAAAUGUCAAAAUCAACACUUGAAUCCAUGCCUACAUAUGACGGUGAUGACGAAAAUGGUAUCCCAUUCGCAGAGUUGCCAAACGAAUACAUACCCUCAUAUGUUUUAUUAAACAUUGUUGACAUGUUAAAUGAUGGUCUCACUUUUGAAGACAGCAUUGUUUAUUUGCGUGGUAAACUGGUACCCGAGGGAUACACACCUUACCCAUUCCGCAGGGACACACCAGAAUCCUUCAUUGAUCAGUUAAGAAGCCUAGUAAGCACAUAUGUUUAUAGACAUACUGUCUCCAGUUUAAAAUCAGAGGGGAGAGAUUUCUCACAACACCUGUAUGUGCCAGAAAUUGACAAGACAACGUGCAAUCAACAUCAUGAGAGAGGCGACCAUAACCAUGUUCUGAAGCGCAUAGCUACAUCAACUAGGGAAUGCCGAUAUCAAGAACUGGAUCCGGAGCCAUUUGACAAAGCAUUGUUGGAUCCAAGAGCAGGACUAUCUCAUGCCGCGCUUACUGGACAAAGACCCCAGUCUGUAGAGGAUGCAGAAAAACUGUUGUCUUACCAUGUAGCAGCCAGUAUGCAGCGCAAUGGAUUUGACUGUGAGGCUGAAUAUGCAACAACUGUGGCUGCUUGGCAUGAGGCUUCAGAUGGAAGAGGAAUGGGACAACUGCGACGGUGCAAGGCAAAUUAUCAGAUGUUAAACUACAUUGUAGCAGACCUUAUGCCAUGGUACGAGGAAAAUUAUGACUUCACAUAUAUUGAUGUCAACAGACCAAUGGAUAAUAUUAGAGGGUUUACCAGAGAGACGUUUAUUGAAAUAACAACAAAUAUUGAAAGCCAGGAAGUACGACGCCUGCAAAACGCAGAAUUUGGUUAUCCUGAACACCCAAGGGCUGCUACAACAGAUGAUGUAGAAUAUUUUUUUAGUUUGACGAGACGACAGAUUGGUGAUACUUUUACUGUACCAGAAUUUCAGAACCAAUGGGCAAAAAUAGUUAGAGAAUUUUGCAAACGGUUAGACCCUGAACUGCCUUUCCAUUACUGGAUCAGGAAUGAAAGGUUUAAGACAGAGGAAUCAGGUUUCGAUGACGAUGUUGAUAAGAAGAGACUUCACACAGUACGACACACACAGAGAGAAGAUUGUUCAAUAUUCAUCUCAGGAAGAGCCUUCCUGCCAGCAAGAAACAAACAAGAGCCUUCCUGCCAGCAAGAAACAAACAAGCAUUAGACAACGUUUAUUUCGAGUUGAUGUUGGUUUACCCCCAGUACCCGACAACAUGCAGCCGAAUAGAAGUUAACUUUUUCUGUGUUGUUUUAGGUUUCAGUGGUGUAACUGUAAAUACUGUUUAUCAGAAUUCAAUGUGAUGAAUAAUUGCUGAAAUUGGACAAUUAUUUUAUUCAUUUGUAAUUGUAGUGUAAAAGUAGUGCAAUAUUGUUUUUAU
Messenger RNA from Mizuhopecten yessoensis (Yesso scallop), 2422 nucleotides. RefSeq lists its product as uncharacterized. The coding region runs from base 148 to 2208 and encodes 686 amino acids. The record is from RefSeq and is a predicted model, not a curated record. The transcript is spliced from 5 exons. NCBI's taxonomy places the organism in Eukaryota, Metazoa, Mollusca, Bivalvia, Pectinida, Pectinidae.